Messenger RNA from Malurus melanocephalus (red-backed fairy wren), 2568 nucleotides. RefSeq names its product RGP1 homolog, RAB6A GEF complex partner 1 (gene RGP1). Gene Ontology annotation, biological process: retrograde transport, endosome to Golgi. Gene Ontology annotation, cellular component: Golgi membrane; Ric1-Rgp1 guanyl-nucleotide exchange factor complex. Lineage: Eukaryota; Metazoa; Chordata; Aves; Passeriformes; Maluridae. The transcript has 8 exons. The coding region runs from base 460 to 1701 and encodes 413 amino acids. The record is from RefSeq and is a predicted model, not a curated record.
CCCCGGGGGCGCCGGGCCGAGCGGGGCGGAGCGCUGCCGAGCAGAUUCCGAGAGUAGCCGAGCGGUGAGCGAGCGCUGCUGAGGGGCGCGCGAAAGUUGCCGAGCGCUACCCGAGCGUUGCCGGGCGUUGCCCGAGCGUUGCCGAGCGCUUCCCGAGCGUUGCCGAGCGCUUCCCGACCGUUGCCGAGCGCUUCCCGACCGUUGCCGAGCGCUUCCCGACCGUUGCCGAGCGCUGGCCGUCAGUAGGCCGAGCGUCCCCGAGGGUGCCCGAAUACUGCCCGAGAGUUGACGAGUGUGACCCGAGUAUUUCCGAGUGUUCCCGAGGGAUGACCGAGGCUUGCCGAACUCUGCCCGAGCGCUGCCGAGUCUCUCCGAGCGGCUGAGGGGAGCUGGGCCUGCAGCGGUGCUGGACGGAGAGUGGGGCCUGUGCGGGUGGUGUGCAUCAGGAUUAUCCAAGCCAUGAUUGAAGUGUUGGCCAAGCUGGGCCGUGGGCCCGUGUUCCUGGCAGGGGAGGUGCUGGAGUGUGUGAUCACCUUCACCAACCCCUUAUCAGCCUCAUCAACCUCUGCCAGCAGUGAGAUGCUGGCAUGGGCCAGCGCCCAGAUCCACUGCCAGUUUCAUGCCAGCGAGAACCGGGUGGCACUCCCUCCCUCUGAUGGCAGCAAGCAUGAUGUGCAGGCAGAGAAUGAGACCGUCUUUGUCCCCAACAGAGGAGAACGGGGUCAAUGUAUCCUGUCCACUCCCCCAAAGAUUCUCUUCUGUGACUUGCGACUGGAUCCUGGGGAGUCAAAGUCCUAUUCGUACUGUGAGACUCUACCUGUUGAUGGCCCCCCCUCUUUCCGUGGACAGUCUGUGAAGUACGUGUACAAGCUGACCAUCGGCUGUCAGCGGGUCAACUCCCCCAUCAAGCUCCUGCGUGUGCCCUUCCGUGUCCUUGUGUUGCAUGGUAAGACCACGCUCUGCCCUCCUGCACAGGCAGGCCAGGCUGCACUCUGCCCUGCUGAUACUCUCACCUUCUUCCCAGGGCUCAAGGAUUACCAGUUCCCGCAGGAUGAGGCUGUUGCACCUUCAAACCCCUUCCUGGAGGAGGAGGAGGGCUUGAAGAAAGACUCUCGCCUGGCAGACCUAGCGACAGAAUUGCUCAUGGUGGCCACCUCCCGACGCAGCCUGCAUCUGUAUAAYAUCAGCAACACUCGUGGGAAGGUGGGGACGUUCUGCAUCUUUAAGACUGUAUAUAAGAUCGGAGAGGAUGUCAUUGGGACCUUCAACUUCUCAGAAGGAGACAUCCCAUGUCUGCAGUUCUCGGUGAGCCUGCAGACAGAGGAGAGCAUCCAGGAGGAGUUCCAGCGCCGGCGGGGGCAGCCUGUCUCCUUCACCGUGCAUGCCCGCCAUCAGGAAUCCUGCCUGCACACAGCACAGAGCAGCUUCAGCCUGCCCAUCCCACUCAGCUCAACCCCAGGAUUCACCACCAACAUCGUGUCCCUGAAGUGGAGGCUGCACUUUGAGUUUGUGACCUCUGGAGAAUCUGCGGGGACUUGCUUGGUUCGUGGGAACCAGUCAGAGGCUGUCACCUGGACUGGGGUGGAGCAGAUGGAGGUGGACACCUUCAGCUGGGACUUGCCCAUCAAAGUUCUUCCCACUAACCCCAUCCUGGCUUCCUAUGUAUCUCAGUUCUCCAGCACUAACUCCAUCACCAUAUGAAGUAGGAAGAGGUGGUUGGCCUGCAGAGCAGCAAGCAUGUGCCACCCGUGGGAUUGGCAGGCAGGACUGUCACCAGUAUGCCGUGAGGCAUGCGUGCUAGUGUCCCCUUGGAUUUGUCUGUGAUGCCCAGGUGGGCACUGGGCAAGUCUGUCCUGUCCAUGGGUGGAAGGGCACUGUUCUUGAUACAGUGUCUCGUGCUGCAGCCCUCAGCUGGAGCUAGACCCUUCCUGCCUGGGUAAAGGUGCAAGUCCCAGCACUCAGCAAAAAGAAAUAGGCCUUCCCAGGGAAUGGCUGAUGUGCCUUUAUCCCAUGUGGGGCUCCCAAGAAGGAAAGGCCCAGCCCAGGGAGGGGAGAGGGCAGCUCUUCCAGUGAAGCUUCACAGCACCCUUGGGAGAAGGCCAUGGCCCUACAGAGAYCCUACAAGCAGAGGUCUGGCAUCCAGGUGAAGCAUACUGGCCACCUGGGCUGGGUGGGAGCCUGCCCUGGCACGUGUCUUGCCUCUUGGGGAGUUGUCCCACACACAGUCCCAUGCCUGAGCUACCCCCACCUGGAAGAGGCAGGUCCUGGCAGGCCAGCCCUGUGCUUYUGACAGGUGCUAGUGACCUGGAUGCAGGCCCAUGCUGUGUCAGUUCAAUCAUGAUUUAAAACUGAGCAGCACUGAGCCCCUGCGCUGUUGUCUGCCUGGGCUCCUGGACGUGAAGGCAUCCUGCUGGUCUUUGGAUCCUUGCGGGGCUGUAGGGAGUGCAUGCUGUGCAUUUAAGAGCUGGGAUGGAUGUCUCCCCUGCUCAACAGCCUGCUCCUCGUUUUUACCAAGCCUUCCAAUGAGCUUUCCUCUUUGCAUGGAAAUUUAAUAAAUAUCUGAAUGUU